GAUUCCCACCCACAGUUUCAGGAGAACUUCACUCAUUCAUUUAUCUCUUCAAGCACAGCAACAUCGACAGCAGGCAUUCACCUUCAUAAACUAGCAGAAACAUCCAUCAGGAUCAGACGAUGAGGAGCGGAGCGGGGCUUUGCGUGCUCGGCCUGCUGUGCCUCCACAGCUCAGUCUAUGGCCAGGUAUUGGAGGUGCAGCCUGGCGUUCUGAUCUUCUGUGACGACCCGUCUGUGGACAGAGCCGUCAGCAGCGCCGUGAACAAGUUCAACGAGAGGCUGAGCACCGGACACAACCUGGCCCUGUUUCAGAUACUGUCAGCCAGCAAGUCAGAGAAUGGCUCGGACUCAGUGUACUCACUGCAGUUCACCACCAGGAGGAGCGACUGUCUAGCUGGCAGCAACAAACCCUGGACUGUCUGCGAAUAUCUGCCCAACGGAAGGGAGAAACCAAUUUCAUGCAAUGCCACUGUCUACAUGACAGAGACAGAGGCAGACACUCGACAGGUGGAUUGCCUGCUUGAUGAUUACAUCGUCCCAGAGAAAUCUAUCUGUUUGGGAUGCCCGACAGAGAUUGAUGAGAACUCAGAGGAUCUCAGGGUUCCUCUCUCUGUCUCCAUCUCCAAGUAUAACUCCAUAUCCGACUCGACUCACCUGUUCACCCUGAACUCUGUGGGCCCCUCCACCAGACAGGUCGUCGCAGGAUUCAGGUUCAAGCUGAGUUUUGAUAUGAGGAGGACCACCUGUCCCAAGAGUGAACACAAAGACCUCAACGAGCUGUGUGUCCCUGAUAGUGAGAAUGUGGAGCUUGCCAACUGUAACUCUACAGUGGAUGUAGCACCAUGGAGGUUUGAGGUCCCACAGGCAUUUAUACAGUGUGAACAAGGGGCGCUGCCCACGAUGUUUACCAGGCGUCGUCCCCCGGGCUGGUCUCCUCUCAGGAACAUCCUGUUAGAAGUCCCCUCCAUCACCUCGCCUCCAACCACAACCAGCCCACCCCCCACCGGCAAGGCUUCGGCCACAGAAGAGUCUUCUGAGGAGGACACCACUGCACCCAAAAAACCCUCCUCCCCGGACAUGGAUGCAGAAGCUGGGAACGACAGCCCCUUCCACUGCCCGUCCAACCCCUGGAAACCUUUCAACCCCAUCCCCCCUGCAGCACCCACACAUGGCCUGGCAGAGGAGGCCAGCCCCCAGCCCCCAGCAGAGGGGGGCUUCAGUGAUUCAGACCUGCAGGGAUAAAUUCAUCCUCAAGGGAAACACAUUUGUAUUCAAAAUGAUCUCACUUUUUACUCCCUCCAAACACAGCUUUUUGUUUAUUUAGACUAGUGCUUUAUUUUCUGGGAUGCAGCACAUUUUUCUUGAAAGAAACACCUUUGAUUCAUUUCAAAUUUAAGAUGCAAAAGGUUGAUAAAAGAACCAGUGCAGGUGAAAGCAACUUGUUUUGGGGACCUGUUGCUUCUUUGAAAGCACUGGAGAAAAUGACUGAAGUGAUGAAAGAGCUCUGAACUGUUAAAGAUAAUCAGUGUCAGUUUCCUUUGAUUAAAUCAAAGUGUCGGGUUUAUUAGAGAUGUGAGAAAAUUGCAUGUGUCUUUUCUUCAAAGGGAAAGAUCCGCACGAAAAUAAGACGUUGUUCUUUGUGCUGUGGUUAAAUGUGAAUAUAAAUGCAGCUAAUCGAUGAUGUGUUUCUUUCUGUAAGAUUCUCCUGUACUCACGGACUUACACGGUAUCCCUUUGACUUCCUAUUAUCAUUUCAUCAGCCUAAAUUAUCUCACUGGUCUUUUAACAUUGUCAACAUCUGGAUGAAGUCCUUUGGAUACCCGGAAAUCUUCUUUUCAAGCCCUGGAAAUGAAUACAAUAAUUAAAGUCAUUACAUUUG
This is a messenger RNA of Notothenia coriiceps (black rockcod), 1878 nucleotides long. RefSeq names its product kininogen 1 (gene kng1). Lineage: Eukaryota; Metazoa; Chordata; Actinopteri; Perciformes; Nototheniidae. The transcript has 9 exons. Gene Ontology annotation, biological process: positive regulation of cytosolic calcium ion concentration; negative regulation of blood coagulation; negative regulation of endopeptidase activity. The coding region runs from base 120 to 1241 and encodes 373 amino acids. The record is from RefSeq and is a predicted model, not a curated record. Gene Ontology annotation, molecular function: cysteine-type endopeptidase inhibitor activity. Gene Ontology annotation, cellular component: blood microparticle; extracellular region.